This is a messenger RNA of Leptonychotes weddellii (Weddell seal), 693 nucleotides long. The record is from RefSeq and is a predicted model, not a curated record. NCBI's taxonomy places the organism in Eukaryota, Metazoa, Chordata, Mammalia, Carnivora, Phocidae.
AUGUAUAAGGGAAUAAGUAAUAGUAAUAAUAAUGACACUAAUAAGAACAUCAAUAACAACAUAAUAGCUAAACUGCAUUUUUCUUUACCAGCAUACUUCCGCCCUCAAAAGGAAGCUAAGAGGUUCUGCAAACAAAGUGAUGACUUUCAGUUCAAUAAGCAAAAGCACAAUGGGAUAAUGUCGGAAGGAGACAGGUCUUUCGCCACUGGUGAUGGGCAUUCUGUCUGGGAAGACCUCCAAGCAGCCACCAGUUUCCUGAGCAUCAACUUUGUUUCCAGGGUAUUUCCACAAAAUAAAUCACCCAACUACAAGAUUUAUUUUGGAGUAGUUAACAAGAGGAAUUUCAAUAAUAAGAGCUUUAAAAGUACCUGUAAAGGAAUAGCCACAAAACCUAAUCACAUCUCAGCAAAUUUAUUCUUGAUUACGUCUGACUCCUGCUCGAGUAACAGCCGGUCUUGUCUUUGCACCAUGGGUUCUGUGAUCAGCACAGCCUUCUUUCCCAUUCCUGUCACGUUGACCGCUCAAUGGCACAGUCUCGCCCAUAGACAUACGGGCACAGUCUCGCCCAUUGGCAAGACGACUAACCUAGCUCUCGAUGCCGCUGGCUCUGUCAUUACAACGGUGACUCUCAUGACCGAAUCCUGACGUCCACCUACAUGGUUCACUUAUGAAAACUUAUGCUACAGGGUUUUU